ACCAGUCGAGUUGAAAAUCCCGAUGAUGUUAUCGAGAUAAAAAGUUAAUCUUCCAUUUCUAUCUCGAUAAAGUUAUAUGUGUUUCACCACAUAUUAUCUUUCUCUGAGAAAAUCGAGAUAAGUUUAACUCGAUCUUCUGAAAUUAUCGCGAUUUUCUGUUUGUAAACACCUUUCGUUAUCAAAGUUUGGCUAGAAAUUUCGUAGGCUAUUAUGGCGAGCCAAGGCUGUAAUUUGUCAAAGAAGCAGAGAAAUAAAAAUACAUCGCAGCAGGAGAAAUACAUUCUUUUAGAUUUAGUAACUGAACAUUUCAAUAUCAUUGAAAAUAAAAAAACAGAUGGUGUUUCACAGCAACAAAAAAUGAAGCAGUGGCAAAUACUUGCAGAUACUUUCAAUUGUAUGUCUGGAGAACAUCACAGGACUGCAGAAAAUUUAAAAGCGGUGUGGGAGAAUCUCAAAAAGCACACGCGAAAGACUUCUGCUGAUCAACGAGUUCAAGUAUUAACUGGAACAGGUGGAGGUCCUUCAAAAACAGUUAGUAAGGAUCCCAUUUGUGAGAGAGUGCAGAGCCUAAUCAAACCGACUAUCGAUGGUGCCAAGAAUCCCUUCGAUUCAGAUUCAGAUGCAAUAAUAUUACCAUUUGAUGCAUCAAAUAGGCCUACUGAUGAGGAUGACAGCAUUCAACUGGAUGUCGGAGCAGAAGUGGAUGUUUCUUUCGUGGAGACGGCAGAGACAGUAACUCUUCCAAAUGGCGACUGGACGCAUUAUACUCCAGCCAUGCUCAGCAGUCCUGUGUGUUCUGCCCUUCGACACUCCAAUAACAACUCGGCUAUCACAAACACAGUGCAGACCAAUACUACUGAUUCAUGCAGUGCAAGUAGUGGGAAGGCAAUGCCUCCUAGCAGUAGGGGAAAUGCUUCAGUGCAAUCUCCCUUUACUAGCAAGCGGCGACCAACCCCGGCCACCAAAGUGAAAGAAGUAAGUGCUGUCAAUGCAGCAAAAAUCGAACUAAUUGAACUUGCAAAAAAACAUGCAAUCGAGGAAAAAGAAGUUAUGAAAGAAAUCUGGGAACUGCGGUUACAACAAGAACGAGAAAAAGUAAAGCAGGAAAAGCUGCAAACUGAACUUUUAUCUUUACAAAUCUUGAAAAUAAAGAAAGAACUAGAACAUUUGCAGUAAUUUAAUUGUUCUUAUGUAUUAAACAUUUGCUCAACUAUCAUGACAUAAUUGUUAUAUAUUACAUGUAUAUUUACAAAGUGAUAUUCAUUGUGCCUAUUAACAAACAGUUUCAAGUACAAAUGUUAAGAAUUAUAUAAAAGAUAAUACAUGUUCGCUUAUGUCACAUUAUUUUGUAUGAUCUAAGCAGUUUUACAAUGCAAAUGUAUUAAAAUAUUCCAUACAUCUUGCUAUAUGUAGUUAUUUUCACCAGCAAAUCUUCAAGUUGAUGGCAUCUCUGUGUGACAUAUAGAUCAGUAUGACCUACAACAAACUGAAAAUACACAGAGUGAUAAAUAAUCGUAUCUUAAAUAAGUAUUACAACACACACACACAUAUAUAGGUAUUUAAUUAUAGGUAUAUGUAAAUUUCAUUUACCUCCUGAAAUAGUUUUCA
This is a messenger RNA of Bacillus rossius redtenbacheri, 1608 nucleotides long. Its product is annotated as myb/SANT-like DNA-binding domain-containing protein 3. Lineage: Eukaryota; Metazoa; Arthropoda; Insecta; Phasmatodea; Bacillidae. The record is from RefSeq and is a predicted model, not a curated record. The coding region runs from base 211 to 1176 and encodes 321 amino acids. The transcript is spliced from 3 exons.